Aspergillus tanneri is the source of this 903-nucleotide messenger RNA. RefSeq lists its product as uncharacterized. Lineage: Eukaryota; Fungi; Ascomycota; Eurotiomycetes; Eurotiales; Aspergillaceae. The transcript has a single exon. The coding region runs from base 1 to 903 and encodes 300 amino acids. The record is from RefSeq and is a predicted model, not a curated record.
AUGGAUCAGGCGACUCAUCAUUUCCAACAGUGUGUAACUCAAGUCGAUGUGGAACAUGAGAGCGCUCUUCACGUAACCUGUAUAGCAGUGGAGACUCCACAAACAGUUCCCCCAAGCACGGCUGGCUUUCUUUCUGGCGGUAGCCAACAGCUUAGGAGUAUUACUACAUGCAACGACGAGGAUAUGAAGCGUAGCAAAGGGGCACCUGAUACUCCCAGGAACUUGACCUCUACAACCCUGAAUUGCCUGGAGACACUGAACACCAAUGCGGUCGGCAUCGACACCACCCAAAGUCCCCUAGCAAGCUCAGUGGAUGCAAACCCACAAAGACUUUGGGACACACCGGACCGGUACAUAGAUUAUAAAAAGCAAUCGACUAAAACAAAAGCUCCACAUUCUGUGGAGGCGAUCGCACGGGGCGCUUUGCGCGAAGAUCUCGAGCAGUUCCUGGAGCGAUGCUGGGACUCUCUCUAUCUAGACGAACUGUAUGAAACCGGGACCAACGUUUUAGGGAUUUACGCUCUCAAAGAACUGGCGUCCGAUAAGGGACCAUUCCGUUCGCUGCGAAUGUCUGUCGCUCUCCUGCGUAAUCAUAUUCACUUUGAAGGAAUCUUAAGUAACGAGAAACGUCUCCUGGAGAGUGGCAUCCAGGUGCGCAGAGGCCGCCAAAAGAACGUGGAAAUCGCAUAUGAUAAGUACCUAGAGGAGACAUGCUCAGUGCCGCCGCCUGACAACAAGGCUCAGGAGAGAAGAAAAUGUAAACUUAGGGACCAGCGGCGUUACGCGAACCGAUGGCUCACUCUAAUCAACGGGGUGCCUUGCUGUAAGCGUAAGCCCGCUGUCCCCGGACUCGGACCGGGGUUAUUACUUGUAUGCAGCGAUUGGCUAGCGAAUACCGUGUAA